Abrus precatorius (Indian licorice) is the source of this 1627-nucleotide messenger RNA. RefSeq names its product eukaryotic initiation factor 4A-3. Gene Ontology annotation, molecular function: mRNA binding; RNA helicase activity; ATP binding. Gene Ontology annotation, cellular component: nucleolus; catalytic step 2 spliceosome. The transcript is spliced from 8 exons. The record is from RefSeq and is a predicted model, not a curated record. Lineage: Eukaryota; Viridiplantae; Streptophyta; Magnoliopsida; Fabales; Fabaceae. Bases 105 to 1325 code for a protein of 406 amino acids.
ACGCAUAUAUGGUGCAACCGCUAUUAGGGCUUUGUGUAAUCUAAACGAAGCUCGCAAAUUCGAAUCUCCUCUUCCUCCAACCAAAACCAAAUCGAAGCGUUGCCAUGGCGACAACGUCGGUGGUGCCGGCGAACCGGCGGCGAGCGCCGAACGUGGCGGAGGAGAUGGACUUCGAGACGACGGAGGGAGUAAAGGCGAUCGCGAGCUUCGAAGAGAUGGGGAUAAAGGACGAUCUGCUCCGAGGAAUCUACCAAUACGGCUUCGAGAAACCCUCCGCUAUUCAGCAACGUGCCGUUACGCCCAUCAUCCAAGGACGUGAUGUAAUCGCUCAGGCACAAUCCGGCACCGGAAAAACCUCUAUGAUUGCUCUCACGGUUUGCCAAGUCGUUGACACCUCCGUUAGAGAGGUUCAGGCUUUAAUCUUGUCACCGACAAGGGAGCUGGCCUCUCAGACUGAAAAGGUUAUAUUGGCUAUUGGAGAUUUCAUUAAUAUACAAGCGCAUGCAUGCAUUGGAGGUAAAAGUGUGGGAGAAGAUAUAAGGAAGCUUGAGUAUGGAGUUCAUGUGGUGUCUGGAACUCCUGGCCGAGUCUGUGACAUGAUUAAAAGGAGAACAUUGCGCACAAGAGCUAUCAAGAUGCUAGUUCUAGAUGAAUCUGAUGAAAUGUUGAGCAGAGGGUUUAAAGAUCAAAUUUAUGAUGUGUAUAGAUAUCUCCCACCAGAUCUUCAGGUUGUCUUGAUUUCUGCUACCCUUCCCCAUGAAAUACUGGAGAUGACAAAUAAAUUUAUGACUGAUCCUGUAAGAAUCCUUGUAAAACGUGAUGAAUUGACAUUGGAGGGCAUCAAGCAAUUUUUUGUUGCGGUGGAAAGAGAGGAAUGGAAGUUUGAUACCCUGUGUGAUCUAUAUGAUACUCUCACCAUCACCCAAGCUGUUAUAUUCUGUAACACCAAGAGAAAGGUGGACUGGUUAACUGAAAAAAUGCGUAACAAUAAUUUCACCGUCUCGUCAAUGCAUGGUGACAUGCCUCAGAAAGAAAGAGAUGCAAUUAUGGCAGAAUUUCGUGCUGGAACAACCCGUGUACUUAUAACAACAGAUGUUUGGGCUCGUGGUCUUGAUGUACAGCAGGUUUCUCUAGUGAUCAAUUAUGACCUUCCAAAUAAUCGAGAGCUUUACAUCCAUCGAAUUGGCCGUUCUGGACGAUUUGGAAGAAAGGGUGUUGCAAUAAAUUUUGUGAAGACUGAUGAUAUCAAGAUCUUGAGAGAUAUUGAACAGUAUUACAGUACUCAGAUUGAUGAAAUGCCCAUGAAUGUUGCCGAUCUUAUUUAAAAUUGUCAUGUGGUAUAAUGGGUGGAGUGGGCUUGUCGUACCAUGUGGUAGGGAAUAGUGUUUAACUGUGGUUUCUUGCUCUGGAAUACAUUCCUUAUGCUCUUGUAAACUUUGAUAUUUGGUCAACUAGAAUUUUUAUAGAGGUUUGACUGUACCAGAGGUAGUGUUUGCUGAUGAGGUUGAAAUUAAGGUGUAAAUUGUGUUGAAUUGCGUUAAUUGAAUCUUUAAUUUUGUGCUUCAAAUGACAGGUGUGGUUUUAUUUUUUUAGCUAAUUUAUGGGCGCUUGCUGUUUACUGUUGUCA